Messenger RNA from Blepharisma stoltei, 1041 nucleotides. The record is from the annotation of a GenBank genome assembly. NCBI's taxonomy places the organism in Eukaryota, Ciliophora, Heterotrichea, Heterotrichida, Blepharismidae.
AUGAUGCAUUUUAUAUUCUUUUACAGCUUCUUCUUUGGCUGUAACUGGUUUUUAUGCCUCUGCUAUAAAUUAGUAUACAAUCAGUGGGCUGGACUCUGCGAAAUAUUCAUUUGAAUAUUUAUAAAUACUGGAAUUUUUUAUUACCUUGCUCCUGCAGAAAAAACUAUUGAUGAAAUUGGAAUUUCGCAUAUGGAUAUUGCUUUAACCUCCGAACAGCCUACAUUUAUAGGCGAUUUGGCUGAAAAUAAUUGAAAAUUGUCCUUAGAAUCUUUGAAUUUGAAUAAUCUAAUACCUAUCAUAUUGCUCCUCUGAGUCUUUAUCUGGCAAUCAACUAAUCCAAGUCAAAAAAUACUCUUCUCGCACUUUCUUAUAUUUUUAGAUACAAGCUUCGCGAAUUAUUACAUAGGUAGCAAUACCUGGGAAAUUAAUUUAUCAAAAAUUAUUUUUUCAAUUUUUAUGAUGAUCUUCACAUUUAAUUAUUUUCUCAGAAAAUAUGAUGCAAGUGUCGAAAAAAAUGAAAAUCAAAUUAUUUUAGGCUUCAUUUUCAAUACAGCUUGGCUCUGUAUUACGAUAUUUACUCGUUCUAAUCAUUUUUUGAGUAUUGAAACAUAUGAAUGGUUUAUGCCUGCAACAAUGAAGAUGUUUGAAGAAGUCUUGGUGAACUUUUUUUCUUUAAUUUUUGUACUGUGUUUGAUGUGAAUUACACAAUCAAUACUUGAUGAAUUAGAAAUCAAUUUAUAUAUAUCAGAAUCUAGAGUAUUUUGACGAAGAGAACUUUCAAAUAUAUUGAUGGACGAUUUGUGAAACAUUUUUUGACUAAUUUUUAUCAGUCUCAUUAUGUUUAGCAUUCACUGGGGUCUAGAAAAAAUUUAUUUUAGCCCAUUGAUUCUUACUGAAGGGUUUAUUAUGAUAUUUUCUUGAAUUUUAUCGUAUUUUUGAUAUGAUGGAGAUGUUGACAAUCCGAAUAAAUUAUACAGUAAUAUAGCAGCAAUUUAUUUGGAUAUUUGUGCAUUUAGAUGGAUUUUAUCUUUCACCGCUUAG